Molecule: messenger RNA, 1406 nt
Organism: Phragmites australis (common reed)
Lineage: Eukaryota; Viridiplantae; Streptophyta; Magnoliopsida; Poales; Poaceae
Product: TATA-box-binding protein 2
Exons: 9
Coding region: 292-894 (200 amino acids)
Biological process (GO): DNA-templated transcription initiation
Molecular function (GO): DNA binding; RNA polymerase II general transcription initiation factor activity
Source: RefSeq, a predicted model, not a curated record
CAGCGAUACAACCCAACACCCGCACGCAUCCAUCCACCACCACCCUCUCUCUCUCACGCCGCCCCUCCCUCUCGCGAGAUAGAUAACCCUAGCUCCCCUCCCAUUUCUUCCCCUCCUCUCCAACCCCGAUCCCGAUCUCUAUAAAAGACCCAAAAUUUCGAACUCCCCCCUCGAGCUCGCGACCCGCGCGAUCCUUCCCGCCCAUUUCGGCCUCGAUUUGGCCUGGAUCGGCCCUGAUUUUGGGCAAGGAGCCGUCGGGUUUGGGUGCAGGAUUUUGGGGCAGGGAUUCGGAUGGCCGAGGCGGGGCUGGAGGGCAGCCAGCCGGUGGAUCUGUCCAAGCACCCCUCCGGCAUCGUCCCCACUCUCCAGAAUAUCGUGUCAACAGUUAAUUUGGAUUGUAAACUAGACCUCAAAGCAAUAGCUUUGCAAGCACGCAAUGCGGAAUAUAACCCGAAGCGUUUUGCUGCAGUUAUCAUGAGAAUAAGAGAACCCAAAACCACAGCACUGAUAUUUGCAUCGGGUAAAAUGGUCUGUACUGGAGCGAAGAGUGAACAACAAUCUAAGCUUGCAGCAAGAAAGUAUGCUCGCAUUAUUCAGAAACUUGGUUUUCCAGCUAAAUUUAAGGACUUCAAGAUUCAGAAUAUUGUUGGCUCUUGUGAUGUCAAGUUUCCAAUUAGGCUUGAGGGCCUUGCAUAUUCACAUGGUGCUUUCUCAAGUUAUGAACCAGAACUCUUUCCUGGCCUGAUCUAUCGGAUGAAGCAACCAAAGAUUGUUCUUUUGAUUUUUGUUUCAGGCAAAAUUGUUUUGACUGGAGCAAAGGUGAGAGAGGAGACAUACACUGCCUUUGAAAACAUCUAUCCUGUACUGACAGAGUUCAGAAAAGUUCAGCAAUGAUGACUUGUGGAGGUCACAUGCUCUUAAUUACAAGCUUCCUUGAGGCUCUUCUGUUGCGUGACCGUAAAUUUAAACUGUACACAAAAGUCUGGAGGAGCUUAUAGCAUCUUGUAAUUUACUAAUUUAUGUGAGCUUCGAUGUCUGUUGUGCUUGGGUGGGUUUGUUGUGGGGGCUGGUGGAGACUUACCCAGUUGGUUCAUUUGGGUUGGUCUUAGUGAUCGGAAACGCGUUAUCAUAAAUCUACUUGAGUAGUUUGUGUGCACUGCAGGUAUGUCACAUCUGAUUGCACUGUUAACUGAAGUACUAACAAGAGUAGAGAAAUUUUGCCCUAGUUUUUCUUUGCGGGGACAUAAAACUGUCUUUUCUGAGUAGCUCAGUGUGCUGUGCAAUGAUGAAAAGGAUGGCACUGUAUGUAAUUGGGCAAUCGCUAUGUACUGUAGUAACUUCGUGACUGCUGUCUGUAUUUGAGAUGUUUUUAACGUUUAGGACAGUUCGAAAAAUCCUGUUGACUA